This is a messenger RNA of Trachemys scripta elegans, 1445 nucleotides long. RefSeq names its product phosphoglycerate mutase 2. The transcript is spliced from 3 exons. NCBI's taxonomy places the organism in Eukaryota, Metazoa, Chordata, Testudines, Emydidae. Gene Ontology annotation, molecular function: intramolecular phosphotransferase activity. The coding region runs from base 638 to 1402 and encodes 254 amino acids. Gene Ontology annotation, biological process: glycolytic process. The record is from RefSeq and is a predicted model, not a curated record.
CAGGUAUGUGUCGGGGCGGGCCCAGCCCCUUCCUCCACCUGCCCCCGCCCUUACUCAAGGGAUCUCCCCCUGGUGCUGUGACCCUUGCGGCACUGCGCAAGCCAUGUCAGUCUUGGGGAGUGGCUCCUCCACCUGGGUGUCAAGGUGCAGAAGGGCACCUCCAUGGGCAAGGCAGGCUGGCAUCCCUCCUCUCCCCCCACCCUUUGCAUCCACACUGCCACCUCUCCAAAGAGACCCGGGGCCAGUGACCCUCCCAGGCUGGAGAAGCAGCUGUAGCUUGAACCAUUCUCUGCCCCCAGACUGGAGUGUUACUCUGUGGCCAGGUCCUGGGCCCAGCCCCCUCUUCCAGGCGGCUCCAACAGCUAAGGUCACAAGGCUGCUCAGCUCUGGGCUAUUUCUGUCCUGGAAGGGGGAGGGAGCCCCUGGUCUGGCUGUUACUGGAGCCCAGGAAGGGGGGUGGGGGAACCUACCCUCCCAGCAGCACCAUAACUGGCUGCCUGCAACUGUCUGUCUGCCCCAGAGUGGGUGUUGAUUGGGCUGAUGGGGUAUAAAAGGGGCACACAGGGCCACGGGAAAGUGCUGUUACAGCUGCCACAGAGCUGGGCUCUCUGGGCACGCUGCCCUCCCUGCUCUGAAGAUGUCGACCCACCGGCUGGUGAUUGUGCGCCAUGGCGAAAGUACCUGGAACCAGGAGAACCGCUUCUGUGGCUGGUUCGACGCUGACCUGAGCGAGAAGGGGGCAGAGGAGGCGCGGUGCGGGGCCCAGGCCCUCCGGGAGGCAGGCUACGAGUUCGACAUCUGCUACACCUCGGUGCUCAAGAGGGCAAUCCGCACCCUCUGGGCCAUCCUGGAUGGCAUCGACCAGAUGUGGCUGCCCGUGGUGCGCACCUGGCACCUCAAUGAGCGCCACUAUGGGGGCCUUACCGGCCUCAACAAGGCCGAGACCGCCGCCCGGCAUGGUGAGGAGCAGGUGAAGAUCUGGCGGCGCUCCUACGACAUUCCCCCUCCCCCCAUGGACGAGCAGCACCCCUACUACCAGGUCAUCAGCAAGGAGAGGCGCUACGCAGGCCUGAAGCCAGGGGAGCUGCCCACGUGUGAGAGCCUCAAAGACACCAUCGCCCGCGCCCUGCCCUUCUGGAAUGAGGAGAUCGUCCCCCAGAUCAAAGCCGGCAAGAGGGUGCUGAUCGCCGCCCAUGGGAACAGCCUGCGCGGCAUCGUCAAGCACCUGGAGGGGAUGUCUGACGCCGCCAUCAUGGAGCUGAACCUGCCGACCGGGAUCCCCAUCGUGUACGAGCUGGACGAGAGCCUGAAGCCCACCAAGCCCAUGCAGUUCCUGGGUGACGAGGAGACCGUGCGCAAGGCCAUGGAGGCUGUGGCGGCCCAGGGCAAGGUCCAGAAGUGAAGGGGAGGGAGAGCAGCUAGGGCAAUAAACCCGUGAAACCCGA